UUGAUUGGCGCCGUGGUAAGGGCAGGCAUAGAGAGCGACAUUUUCAACAAUGCCGCGUGUGGGUUACCAGUGACGUCAGACCAAGCAUCGAUCCCUGGGGCACACAUACGAGUUGUAUGUGACCCGCCCGUGAUUGCGCAAUACAUCAGUGUGGACGACGAUGUCCCUUAUUUACAAGUAAACUCCCUAGCACUGUGCGAAGUGAUGGUUGAAGAGUACUCCAUGGAAGAAUGCCUUCAGACGUCAACUACUGAUAUGUCAACAACCACUGAUAUGUCGACAGCUGCAAUGAUCGAGGACCCGUCGUUCUCCAUCACCUGCAUGUCCACAUUGAUGUUUGUGGACAAACAAAUCACCAGCGCACGCCCUCUGUUGGUCGCUAACAAGAAGUCACCCACGCAAUGUUUCAUGCGCUGCAAGUUGAAUAACGAGUGUUGGUCUUUCGACUACGUCAUGACUUCUGGUCAGUGCAGGCUCUACGAUGUAAAGGCUGGAGACUUGAAGGCAGAUGAUCAGCCAGGCUGCUUGGUGUAUGCAGUAGUCCGUGGCUAGACCAGUAUUGCAGUAUUAUUAUUUGACUUCGCGCUCGAUGUAUUGCAAAUUGUAUUCAUUUCAAAUGUCCUUGCCCUACGGCUGUUCAUAGAAGUCAGUUAUUCCAACUUUCUUUUGUGUUUCAUAACCUUGCAUUAUCUGAAGGCUGACAUAAUUUGUAAUCAGUAUACAACAAACAAAGUUAAUAAACAGUAUAGGCAUGGAAACAAAUUCAUUAAUUAUCAAAUAAAUUAGCCAAAACCAUAACAUAUACUUAAUUAUUUGUCUUUUCAAAUGUCAAAAUCCUAUAGCCAGACCCUCAGUCUGUGAAAUGCGUUGUGG
Asterias rubens (European starfish) is the source of this 873-nucleotide messenger RNA. RefSeq lists its product as uncharacterized. The transcript has 2 exons. NCBI's taxonomy places the organism in Eukaryota, Metazoa, Echinodermata, Asteroidea, Forcipulatida, Asteriidae. The coding region runs from base 205 to 552 and encodes 115 amino acids. The record is from RefSeq and is a predicted model, not a curated record.